CAAACGUAAACAUAUAUCUUUUGUGUGGAAUAAUAGAAAAUAAAAACUUCAUUAUUUUGUGAAAUUAUCAGUUUAUUUUGUAUAAAUAAAAAACGGAAAAAAUAAAUUCAAACAAAAUAAAAGUGUUUAACAUUUGGUAAUACUUGACCAAAUUACGGUGUGUAUUUGGUGUGACAAAUGGCAGAAUGGCGGAUGAUCCGGACAGAACACCGCGUUUGUAUCAGUAUCGACAAGACCGCUCCAGAUUCGCUUGUAUCGCCUACAGUUUAACGGUGAUCUUCUUUUGCAUCUCGAUCGUGCAAUGGAUCCUAAUGAUUAUACUUGAUGGAUUACGCAACUUCAUCAUUGACUUUUCUUAUAUCUCAAUAAUUGCUCUCCUUAUCGGCAUGCUGUUGGUGACAUCGUUCGUAUUUUUCGAGAAUCUGCGCUUUGCGACCCCCAUCAAUUGGUUUCUAACAAUUAUAAUUGUGCUCAUGACAACUUGGGGCAUUUCGCGCGCAAUUGUCGAACCAAGUCUAGCGCUAUUCGGCAUAACACUGCUGUUCGUGGCCAUUUUGGCCGUCAUGUUCAUAUUGAUCGGUGUUUAUAUUCGUCACGAUUUAACACUGGAUGUUGUGAUACUGUUUGUAGCUGCCGUUAUAUUUUUCAUCACCUCAGUAUUCUUUGUAAUGCUGCAGAUUAUGGCUGGUCUAAAAAUAGCGUUUUUCAUAUAUGCCUCGAUCAUAAUAAUAACGGUGUUGAUGUUCCUCAUGUACCAUGCGCAAACCAUAAAUGGCUACCGUUACGCGGAAAUGCGUCUAAAUGACUAUCUGCUGGCCGCACUCAUCAUCUAUCACGAUCUAACAAUACUGCUGAUCAUGUCCUUCUUACUGAUUGGCAAAAUAUAUACGCUGGCAGGUGGCAGUGGUCUAUAUUUUUACGGCGAUUCAUGUUGUGGGAACACUACAGGCGCAUCGAACCGUUCGCUCUACUAUGAUCCAUCGCUAUAUAAUACCGGUUCAACUGGCAAUGAUAAUGUGGCGCCAAUUUAUCUGUAAACUGUAUGAAAAUGCGAAUUGCGUCAGGACUUUUAGAAAGUAUUAGUUUUAAAAUCUCGAAUCGUAAUUUUGUUUGUUUAGUGUAUGUAUGUAUAUCAUAUAACUGUAAAUUUAUGUUGUAAGUGUGUGGCGAAUAAAAGCUGCUUGAAAGAUUUUCA
Molecule: messenger RNA, 1195 nt
Organism: Zeugodacus cucurbitae (melon fly)
Lineage: Eukaryota; Metazoa; Arthropoda; Insecta; Diptera; Tephritidae
Exons: 6
Coding region: 186-1037 (283 amino acids)
Source: RefSeq, a predicted model, not a curated record